AUGGGCCGGCCGUUCAACAAGUACCCGACCGCGCGUCGAGGUGGCGGCAGCUCGUCCUUUCGCGGCGGCGGGCGCGGGCGGGGCCGAGGAGGAGGGCGAGGCGGCCACACGGGCGGUGCGGUGCUCAAGACGAUGACCGAGGGCACGCGCGAGGACGACAAGCUCGACGAUGCGCGUGUGUGGGACGAGCUCGACGAGCACCUCGGGUUCCCCAAGUUUGUCGAGGGCGACCGGCGGCAGGGCUGGCUCGUCAACAUGAAGGAGACGCUCGUGCCGGACGAGGGCAAGAGCUCGGGGCGGCAAGGCGUCGACUACUACUUCAUCCAGGACGAUGGCGGCAUGUUCAAGAGCACGCUCACGUACGAGCCCUACUUCUACAUCGCGACGAGGAGUGGGCACGAGGGCGCCGUCGAGGAGUGGCUCAUGCGCAAGUACGAGGACCUCAUCACCAAAGUCCAGCGCAAGCGGCGCGAGGACCUCAAGCUCCCGAACCACCUCAUGGGCUACCGCCGCGACUACAUCGCCCUCUUCUUCCGCAACCAGGCCGACCUUUUCUCGGUCCGGCGCGAGAUUCUCCCGCUCGCGACCAAGAACCGCGAGAUGCUCGACGCCGUCGACACGUACGCCGAGGUCAUCGCGGGCGAGACCAACUUUGCGGCGAUGGACUACGACAUGGAGGACGGGUUCGGACGCGGCGAGAGCUUUGCCAAGGGCGCAGGCGCGACGGGCCCGGUCGGCAACCCGUCCGACUCGAUCAUCGACAUUCGCGAGUACGACGUGCCGUACUACCUGCGCGUCGCCAUCGACAAGAACGUCCGAGUCGGCCUGUGGUACGAGGUGACGGCCGACGCCGGCGAGAUCCGCCUGCGACACCUCGAGGAGCGAGUCGCGCGAGCCGAGCCCGUCGUCAUGGCGUUCGACAUCGAGACGACCAAGGCGCCGCUCAAGUUCCCCGACCAGCUCACCGACCAGAUCAUGAUGAUUUCGUACAUGAUCGACGGCCAGGGCUUCCUCAUCACGAACCGCGAGAUUGUCGGCGCCGACAUCGAGGACUUUGAGUACACGCCCAAACCCGACUACGAGGGCCCGUUCACCAUCUUCAACGAGGCCGACGAGGCCGCGACGAUCCGCCGCUUCUUCGAGCACUUUCGCGAGGCGCGCCCGACCGUCUGCGCGACGUACAACGGCGACUCGUUCGACUUUCCGUUCCUGCUCGCGCGCGCCAACGUGCACGGCAUCGACAUGUACAAGGAGAUUGGCUUCACCAAGGACGCCGAGGACGAGUUCAAGAGCCGCUCGUGCGUCCACAUGGACUGCUUCCGGUGGGUCAAGCGCGACUCGUACCUGCCGCAGGGCAGCCAGGGCCUCAAGGCCGUCACGGUCGCCAAGCUCGGCUACAACCCGAUCGAGCUCGACCCAGAGCUCAUGACGCCGUACGCCGCCGAGCACCCGCAGAUCCUCGCCCAGUACUCGGUGUCGGACGCCGUCGCAACCUACUACCUGUACAUGAAAUAUGUGCACCCGUUCGUCUUCUCGCUGUGCAACAUCAUCCCGCUCAACCCGGACGAGGUCCUGCGCAAGGGCUCGGGCACCCUGUGCGAGACGCUCCUCAUGGUCGAGGCGUACGCCGGCAACGUCGUCUACCCGAACCGCCACGUCGAGAGCCACAACAACAUGCACGACGGCCACCUGCUCGAGUCCGAGACGUACGUCGGCGGCCACGUCGAGGCGCUCGAGGCCGGCGUCUUUCGCAGCGACAUCUCGACCGACUUCAAGAUCGUCCCGAGCGCGAUCCAGGGCCUCAUCGACGACCUCGACGACGCGCUCCAGUUCGCGCUCGCCAAGGAGGGCAGCAAGCCGAUCCCGCUCGAGUCGGUCGAGAACUACGCCGAGGUCAAGCGCGAGAUCCAGACGAUGCUCGAGGAGCUGCGCGACAAACCUGUACGGUCCGACACGCCGCUCAUCUACCACCUCGACGUCGCCGCCAUGUACCCCAACAUCAUGUUGUCGAACCGGCUCCAGCCCGACUCGAUCGUGACCGAGGCCGACUGCGCCGCGUGCGACUUUAACCGCCCGGGCAAGCAGUGCCAGCGCCGCAUGAAGUGGGCGUGGCGCGGCGAGUUCUUCCCCGCGUCGCUCGGCGAGUACAAGAUGAUCCGCAACGCGCUCGAGAACGAGGCGUUCCCGCCCAAGUGGCCGGGCAAGCCCGAGCGCCGGUUCGCCGACCUCGCGCCCUCGGAGCAGACGGCGCUCCUCCACAAGCGCCUCGGCGACUACUCGCGCAAGGUGUACGCCAAGACCAAGGAGACCAAGAUCGAGACCAAGGAGGCCAUCGUGUGCCAGCGCGAGAACCCGUUCUACAUCGACACGGUGCGCACGUUCCGCGACCGGCGGUACACGUACAAGGGCCUGCACAAGGACUGGAAGAAGAACCUCGACAAGGCGUCCGCCGGCGGCAGCCUGCCCGAGGUCGUCGAGGCCAAGGCCAUGAUCGUCCUGUACGACUCGCUCCAGCUCGCGCACAAGUGCAUCCUCAACUCGUUCUACGGCUACGUCAUGCGCAAGGGCGCCCGGUGGCACUCGAUGGAGAUGGCCGGCAUCACGUGCCUCACGGGCGCGAGCAUCAUCCAGAUGGCGCGCAAGCUCGUCGAGCAGAUCGGUCGGCCCCUCGAGCUCGACACGGACGGCAUCUGGUGCAUGCUCCCGAGCACCUUUCCCGACGGCUUCACGUUCAAGCUCAAGGGCGGCGGCAAGUUCGGUCUGUCGUACCCGUGCACGAUGCUCAACCAUAUCGUGCACAAGGACUUCACCAACGACCAGUACCACGAGGUCGGUCCCGACGGCCGCCACGUCGUGCGCGAGGAGAACUCGAUCUUCUUCGAGCUCGACGGCCCGUACCGCGCCAUGAUCCUCCCGUCGUCCAAGGAGGAGGACAAGCUCCUCAAGAAGCGCUACGCCGUCUUCAACGAGGACGGCAGCCUCGCCGAGCUCAAGGGGUUCGAGGUCAAGCGCCGCGGCGAGCUCCAGUUGAUCAAGACGUUCCAGUCGCAAAUCUUCGAGAAGUUCCUCCUCGGCGCCACGCUCGAGGAUUGCUACGCCGAGGUGGCGACCGUCGCCGACAAGUGGCUCGACGUCCUGUUCACCAAGGCCAUCAGCCUCCCCGACGAGGAACUCGUCGAGCUCAUCGCCGAGAACCGCUCGAUGAGCAAGACGCUCGCCGAGUACGCCGGGCAAAAGUCGACGUCGAUCAGCACGGCGCGCCGCCUCGCCGAGUUUCUCGGCGAGCAGAUGGUCAAGGACAAGGGCCUCGCGUGCAAGUUCAUCAUCUCGGCCAAGCCCGCCGGCGCGCCCGUCACCGAGCGCGCCGUCCCCGUCGCCAUCUUCUCCGCCGAGUUGAGCGUCAAGCGCCACUUCCUGCGCAAGUGGCUCAAGGACAACAGCCUCGAGGAGUUCGACCUGCGCUCGAUCCUCGACUGGGACUACUACAUCGAGCGCCUCGGGUCCGUCGUCCAGAAGCUCAUCACGAUCCCGGCCGCGCUCCAGAAGGUGCCCAACCCGGUCCCGCGCAUCCGCCACCCGGACUGGCUCUUCCGCCGCGUCGCCAACCUCGCCGACAAGUUCAAGCAGCACCGUCUCGACGACAUGUUCGCGCGCCAGAAGCCCGUCGGCGACGUCGAGGACCUCGGCGGCGGCUCGAGCGCCGCCGUCGGCCAGUCGCGCAGGCAGCGCACGCCGCCGCCGCCGCCGCCGUCACCGCCUCCACCUGCGCCCAAGCCCGACAUCACGCGCUCGUUCAGCGCCUGGAUCGCCUUCAUGAAGCCCGUGUGGCGCGAGAAGCGCAAGGCGGUCGCCGAGGCGAGGCGGUCCGGCGGCGGGUUCGGCGCCAAGACGGGCACGAUCGGGUCGAUGCUGCACCAGCGCUCGACGUUCCUCUCGUCGUCGGUGUGGGAAAUUGUCCAGAUCGCGCCCGUCGCCGAGCGGCCCGGCGAGUUCAAGAUGUGGCUCCUCAUCGCCGGCACGCUCCAGAGCGUCCGCCUGCGCGUCCCUCGCCAGUUCCUCGUCAACUUUGUCGACUUGCCGACCGGCGACGACGCGUUCCCGCCCGACUGCAAGGUCGAGGCCAUCUCGCGCACGCUGCCACGCGCCCAGCCCGCCCUCAACCUCGUGCGCCUCACGACGUCCGAGGACGCCUACGUGCGCGACGAGCCCCUGUACGGCGAGCUCCUCAAGGGCCCGAGCGUCGACGGCGUGUACGAGCAGCAGGUGCCGCUCCUCAUGCGCGCCCUCCUGCGCCUCGGCGCGUCGUGCGUGCCCGACGCCCGGCGCGGCGUCACGCUCAACCGCGGCCUCGACCGCCACUUUGAGCUCGACGACCUCAAGGCGCCCGAGGCGUCGCUCACGCGCCGGCAAUACCUCAACAAGGGCCUCGAGCUGCGCUACACGUACCUGUUCCACGCCACCAACGACUUUCGACACGUGUUCGGCCUCUUUAUGCCGACGGGCACGGCCAAGGUGUACGUCGUCGAGCGGGGCAAGGCGCGCGACGUGAGCAGCCUCGACACGUACUACGCCGACCAGCUGCGCAAGCGGCGCGACGCCGAGGACGAGCGCGUCAAGGGCGACAAGGCGGCCAAGCGCGAGGUCGGCGCGUUCGAGUACCUCGAGCGCAUGAGCAUCGUCGUCGCGUACGCGAGCAACGAGGACGUCGCCUUGCGCCAGCUGUCGCGCGACCUCGUGUCGCUGUCGGCGCAGAAGCAGAUGGCGUCGCUCCUCGUCGUCCACUCGCCCAAGCCACGCGCCUACUUCGACGAGCGCGUGCCCGGCUGCAGCAACUUCCCGUUCGUCGCCAUCCAGUCGUCCAAGGCCGAGAACACGUUCCCGAGCGCGCUCGGGUGGCAGGUGCCGGCCUGUCGCCGCAUGGUGCAGCACUACCUGCGCUCGUCGGUCUGGAUCCGCGAGCGCAUCGAGCUCGCCGACCGGUUCGACGUGCCCGUGUGCAACCUCGACCGCGACGUGCCCGUCUUCCUCGCCGACGUCGACUUUGCGCGCCGCCUGCACAAGGCCGACUGCGUCCUGUGGUGGUCGCCGGCGGCGCGACCCGACCUCGGCGGGCGCGAGGCCGACGCCAACGCGAGCCAGCUGUCGGACGAGCUCGUCAACCCCGAGGUCGGCAAGCCCGGGUGCUACUCGAACGCGUGCCUCGAGGUCGAGAUCCGCAACCUCGCCGUCGACGCCGUCCUCCAGUCGGCGCUCGUGUACGAGCUCGAGGGCGGCGAGGGCGCCGGCCUCGACGAGCAGGCGCACAACCUCGACGACUACGCCAAGGGCACCGCCAACGCGCCGCACGUCCUCGGCGACGCCAUCCUCCCGACCUCGACGUUCAACAUGGUGCGCGCCAUGGUCAAGGCGUGGUCGAUCGAGGCGGCCAAGCCCGACGGCGCGCACUGGCGCCUCAUGCUCGAGCACUUUUGGCGCUGGAUCAGCUCGCCGGCGUCCAAGCUGUACGACCCGGCCCUGUACCGGUUCGUGCACGGCCUCAUGCGCAAGACGUUCAGCCAGCUCCUCGCCGAGUUCCGCCGCCUCGGGUCCGACAUCGUCCACGCCGACUUUGGCCGCGUCUUCCUCCUGACGUCCAAGCCGUCGUCGUCGACCGCGUACGCGUACGCCAACUACAUCGUGUCGUCGGUCACGACGCGCGAGCUGUUCCGCUACGUCCAGCUCGAGAUUGUCCGGUUCUGGGACGAGCUCGUGUGGCUCGACGCGGCCAACUCGGCCGGCAUCGUGUGUCACCGCCCGGACCUCGACGAGCAGCCCCUCGAGCAGGUCGAGAUCGAGAUGCAGUUCAACAUCGCGACCUACCUCCCCGCCGCCGUCCAGGACGACUUUACGGCCGUCGUCGGCCGCUUCGUCCACGGCAUGCUCGUCGCCAAGCGCCAGCAGGCCGACGACUUGCGCACGCCGCUCCGCAUCCUCCAGAACGGCCUCGAGUCGACGGCGCGCCCGACGGCCGCCCCGGCGGCGGCGGCGGCGGCAGGAGGCGACGGCAAGGACGGUCCCGCCGAGCCCGACGCCGCCAAGGUCCUCGUCAGCGAGACGCUCACGCGCCAGCUCCUCAAGGCCGUCACGUCGCUCAAGGAGCGCUACGCCGACAAGGACGACCCCGAGGCGUUCGCGUUCCCGGUCCUGCCCGGCUCGCACCUGCGCCUCAAGAACCCGGUCCUCGAGUUCAUCAAGACGACGUGCGCCGUCCUCGCCCUCGCCAAGGACGUGUCGGAGGAGGUCGUCGUCCUCAAGCGCAACCUGCUCGACCUCAUCGGCGUGCGCGAGUUUGCCCGCGAGGCCGCGUUCGUCAACCCGUGCUUGCCGUUCAAGGUGCCCAUGGUCGUCUGCCGCACGUGCAACUCGAUCCGAGACCUCGACCUGUGCCGCAACGUCGCCUUCCUCGUCAAGGACCACCCGUGGCAGUGCGAGCGGUGCUCGACCGAGUACGACAAGGCGACGAUCGAGGCCCUCAUCAUCGACGCCCUGCAGCGUCGCCUCGUGUCGUACCAGCUGCAGGACCUGCGCUGCGGCAAGUGCAGGACGAUGAAGGGCGAGAACCUGCGCUCGCACUGCGACUGCUCGGGCGAGUACCAGAUGGCCGAGACGCGCCAGGAGCUCGUCAAGCGCCUCCAGGUCACGGGCAACGUCGCCGAGUUCCACAAGCUCGCGACGCUCGGCGCCGCCGUCGAGUGGAUGCGCAGCAUGGUCCACUGA
Molecule: messenger RNA, 6756 nt
Organism: Rhodotorula graminis WP1
Lineage: Eukaryota; Fungi; Basidiomycota; Microbotryomycetes; Sporidiobolales; Sporidiobolaceae
Exons: 12
Coding region: 1-6756 (2251 amino acids)
Biological process (GO): base-excision repair, gap-filling; nucleotide-excision repair, DNA gap filling; mitotic cell cycle
Cellular component (GO): epsilon DNA polymerase complex; nucleus
Molecular function (GO): DNA-directed DNA polymerase activity; single-stranded DNA 3'-5' DNA exonuclease activity; DNA binding
Source: RefSeq, a predicted model, not a curated record